Orussus abietinus is the source of this 8825-nucleotide messenger RNA. RefSeq lists its product as uncharacterized. The transcript is spliced from 3 exons. The record is from RefSeq and is a predicted model, not a curated record. Gene Ontology annotation, cellular component: nucleus. Gene Ontology annotation, biological process: regulation of transcription by RNA polymerase II. Bases 749 to 8377 code for a protein of 2542 amino acids. Gene Ontology annotation, molecular function: DNA-binding transcription factor activity, RNA polymerase II-specific; RNA polymerase II transcription regulatory region sequence-specific DNA binding. NCBI's taxonomy places the organism in Eukaryota, Metazoa, Arthropoda, Insecta, Hymenoptera, Orussidae.
UACGAAACCAGAGGGCAGCACAGGAUGCGAUCGCACGAUCCUGCCCGUGAGCAAUCUCCCAACUCAUCUCUGGUUCCUGUGAUCCUCGGUAGAGCCGUUUAGCGAAUGGGGUGGAAUGUGAAGAACGUAUUACGUGCAACGUUUGAAUUAAAACCAACGAAAUAUUUUUCAGAGACCGACGGCUUUUUCAUUCGUGAAGAGGGGAGGCUCCGUAGAUAGACGUGACUUUUUCAGCCGGUUUCGAGCUUUUCAACUUCCGGUAACAGGGGUAACAGGUGUUAAGUGCACUAGCCGUCGACAUUCUCCACUAGGGGGCAGCACAGGAUGCGAUAACGCGACCCUGCCCGUGAGCAAUCUCCCAACGCAUCUCUGCUUGUAUCAUGGUGCCACCAAAAUAGUUCGUAGUAUUCUUCCGUGAUUGCGACUUUUUGUAUGGCGUCGUGUUUGAUUGUUCAAGAUUAUUUGAGGACAGUUUGCCGCAUAUACGUGAAAACCGGACUACUUGAAAGUGAUAGGUCAAAAUUUGGGAGCUAAGAAUCGCUGUGACCAAUUCAGGAAUCGUGAGCGGACGGUGGAAUGAAAGUUGAGGUAUAUAUUGUUUUGUAAACGUCAUCUCUAACGGUCUGGUACAAUGUAAAAUACGGAAUAUUUUGAUGCGAGCUAACAUAGCUAUCCGCAACAAUGAGCAAGAUCAAGUGAUGGUCUCGACCGCGUUUGUUGUUCGGAUAUUCACGAGGACGUUAUCAAAAUGUCUCGUACAACUCCUCUGCUUAAACCUAGAAAAUCCAGGAAUGUCUCUGCAUUGAUGUCAGGUAAUCAGUCGAUCGAAAGCUCUCUUCAAUCUGCAAGUUCCGAUAACCAGUUCGAGCAGCAUAGGGAUAUCGAGAAUGCAAUAACCAAAACUUGUUCCAAACAAGUAACUAGUGAUAAAUAUGAAAAGUGUACAUUGCCCAGUGUCGAUAAUACAGUAGAUCCUGCUGAUAGUAAAAAGGGAAACUUGACUCAGAAUUUGACGAGUCAGAUCGAGAAUGCUCAGGUAAUGACCGAAAGUUGCACAGCUUCAGAUGAUUUCCCAUUGAGCGACGGUUCAGGCAAUUUCGCAUUGAAGGAAUCAUUGGGAGUAAACUUAGUCGAUCAGAUUCCAAAAAACGAAUCCUCUGUUCCCUAUAAAAGAAAUUCAAAUGAAACAUCUAAAUUAUUAAAGCAUGACGAUAAUGAGGAAUCAAUUGAAGACGUCCAAAAACUUGUUAAAACACCAAACUUAUCAGCAGAGGAUGAAUCGAAUAUAAGAUUGAUUAAACAGGCUGAUUCGUCAGCGGUUGAGGAGCUAGAAAGACAUUUGGAUAAGAUUCAUUCAAAGCCCAUUUCAGAAUUAUCGUCCAACGUUACCGAAGAAAAAACUAAUGAGUUAACGAAAAAAUAUGAUAUUGAGCAAUUGCAAUUGAAUGUAUGUUCACCUGUUGUGAGACUUGAACGCAUUGAUGUUUUUCAACAAAUGAAUAAGAAAACCAGUAGUCCUAGUGAUAAUAGUAAAAUAAAGCCAUUAAAAGAGCAAAUGAACGAACCUGUUUCAAAAACUUUAAUGUCCAUAAAUAGCAAUGCACUGAAUUCAGUUCAACCAUUGUCAUUGAUUGAAUCAGGAUUAUCUGGGGAAGUGUCGGAAAGUUUGACAUCUGGCGAGGUGUGUAAGCCAUCGCACAACCUUUGCAGUCAAGGCAAUUUAUCACUUGUCCCAGUAUCGGAGAAAGCUACAAGCAUAUUUCCAAAUAUUUUGACUGCAGAAAUAAAGAACACCUGCGAUUCAAGUAACUGGAAAGCAGAUUGUGUAGCAUGUAAAGAAAUUUUUAUGGACAGGCUUGAGCUGCACAAACAUGCGACUCUUUCACAUCCUGAUACCCAGAUACUAUUCUGUGAUGUAUGUGGUGAAACAUUCCUUCAUAAGAAGGUUCUUCAAGAACAUAAGAAAGUAGUGCACGAUGUUGGAAAUCCAGAAGAAGAGGAAAUUCUUACUAAACAAGAACAAAUCGAGGGUCUUCUGAAGAAACAAAAACGAAUCAUGACACCAAGCAUAAUACCAACCUUGGACACCUGUACUGAUUUAUUAAUGGAUGCAGAACCUAUUCCAGUGUCGUCUUUAAAUUCUUCCAACGUAACAAACAAUUUAAGAUCGACCACUUUUUCAAUGGAUAGACAUUGCGAGGGGAUUAAGACGGUCAAACAUACUUCCUCAUUAAGUUCUGUAAAAAUGACAAAUUUGGCGAGCAAGUUAACAAAUAAGCUGCAACAAAGUAAGUCAAAUCCAAGCAAGGUUCAAAUGCAUAGAAAUGUCUCACGGAAAAGACCAGUUUUGUCGAAUAAGAAUUUAUUCCAUGAGAAGUACCCAUUAAGGCUGAAGCCUAAAUUUAAAGUAAGUGAUAUUAAAUCGAUCAAACCUGAAGUUAAAGCAGAGGAAGCUUCACAACCAAAACCUGAACCAGAAGUUCGCCGUAAGAGGGGGAGACCACGUAAAAUUCGACCGGAAGACAAUACUCAGACAAAGCAACCGGAGAGCAAUAUUCAGUUAAAGGAGCCAGAUGUAAAACUUGAAUCUGUUAGUAAAGUUGAUGAUAUAGAAGUUGAUAAUAAUUUAAGUGACUUGGCUAUAAUAGCGUCAACAUCUGUUGCUUCAUCGUUUUCCGCAACAGGCUUUAUGAGACUAAAGAGGAUAAAACGGUUAGUAGUUCCCUUAACAAGAAUCGAUGAUCUGUACAACGCUUCGCUAUCGAAAGAGGAAGGUAACGUCGUACAUAAGGAAACAAAAGAUAAACUUCAAAAAAGCAAGGAUGACGCACCUAAUAUAGAAGCGAUGGAGAAUUCGACAGGUAUCGGUGAUGUCGAAGCAUCUGAAAUUGUUACGAGCAAGGAGAAGGCAAUCACCAGACUGGAAAAUUUAACUACUAAAUCAGUAAAACAAGAUAAAGUAAAAAAAUUGACAAGAUUUGCAGCCAGAAAAGUUAUUUUGGAAUCUACCGAGAAUAAAAUCAACAAAGCAGGACCCAGUGGAAAACAAAGAGGGUCGAAAGAUGAUACGAAUAAUGAACUUGGUGAAGCUACACCAAACGAAGGACCCGAAGAGACGGGUCCAGGGUUCAAAGAAAAUUUGCAAAAUGUAACGAAACCUGCAGAGAACCUUGAUCCAGGUCAAAAAGCAAAAUCUGCAAGAAAACCCAGUUUACAGUCCAAACCGAAGUCUGACAGCAAGGUAGAUUUACAAAGUGCUGUAGGAGUUGAAGAAAAGUGCGCGGAAAAAUCUGAAACCCAAGAAUCUCAUUCCCAAGAGUUGCCCAAAAUGGAGCAGCAUAAAGUAAAGAAGCCCAAUUCACCGAGUUUGAACCCCAAAGAAAAUUCAGAUUCACCGAAAACGCUCGAAGGGAAAUUAGAUUCGCAACGUACGAAGAAGUCUGAACAAAGGUCAAACUCAACAAUUACGAGCAAAUCCGGAGAAAAUUCAAACUUGUCGAGUUCCGAGGUAGCUUCAAAAACUAUUCAGCAGGGAGAGUGCAAUGACGAGGUGAUAGAGCUCACCCUCGAGAAGGGCCAAGUGAGUAAUCCCGAUAUAAAGAACUCCAUGAAAUCCGCUCGAAAGAGAAGAUUCAAACUCUCGGAUUUUCGCUACGACGGCCCUUCGACGGCGAAGGUAGUUGCAAAACACCUGGUGCCCACGACUGACACGACAAAAUCCAUAGUGCAGAAUUUGAAAGAAGGAACCUCUCCGAAAACUGCCGACGAGGCAGAGAAUUCAGGUUCCAACCCUAUCAAACUAUGUUGUUUUCAGGCCAUCGCACCUGCAGGCGGCAACGCAGGUGCAGCGAAAACGAAGCAAACCGCCCAGAAGACCUCAUACAGCAAAUCGCUUUGCGAUCUGUGCAGAGCGAUGGAAUACUUGAAAAAAACCAUCCCAUGUCCUUUUACGUCCGGGAUCCAGAGAGCAGGUCGGAGCGUUAAGUGUCCUCUCUGCAACCUGCACUUUAUAUCGCUGUACUUCCUCGAGAUGCACAUCGAGAACAUGCACUCGGGCAUCUGCACCUGCAAGCCGAAGCACGUCGAGCAGUACCCGUCCAAACCGGCCCCGAAGAAAAAUUUCGCACUAGGCAAGGAAUUCCCGUUCGUCUGUCGCUACUGUCCCAGGAAGUUCGACUUCAUGGUGGAGUUCAAUAGACACAUCGUGUUGGAGCACAACGACACCGUGAACCUGGCGAUCAACCCCAGGCUGAACCCCUUGAACGACGAGGUGAAACGGCCAGCAUCGCCGGAUACGAAGAAUCCUGCGAAAAGGAGCAAGACUUUGGCGGAGGCGCUGGAUCCCUCCGAGGUCCCGAGGAUUCAGAAGGCCGGAGAGAGUGCGGACACCCCCUUGAAAUGUUACAGGAAGGGUUCGACCAAGCUGUUGAAGUCGACGUCGUCUAAGGUCAAAUCCUCUAAGGAAGACAAUUCGCUGUCCUGUGCGAAUACCGGGAAUUCCGACGUGGACUUAUACGACAAGGUCUGCGGCAUAUGCAACAUCCGGUUCAUGCGGCUGAAGGACUACGAGGACCACGUUAACUCGGAGCACGACGACAAGACAUUGCCGUUCCCCACGAAUUUCUGCACGUUUGACAAUCUGUCUUCUUCUGACGGGCCAGAGAAGAUGGCCAAGCUGUUGGACGCCCGUGAUGCGAGUAAAUUUUUCGAAAGGCCGGGAGACCUCGUUGGGUCCAUCGUAGGGAUCCAGGAUUCCGUCCUGAGGCUGCAGAGUCUGAAGACGAACUCUAAGGAUGGCGUUGGCUUGGAGGUCACCCCCUUGAAAGUGGGCAAAGUUGUCUCGGCGUUGAGCAAAGGGAGCGAAGGGUUGUAUGCGACUGCGAGCUUGCAGGGGGCCAGCAUAGCAAAGUCAGUCCACAAAGUUUACUCCUGUUCGGUCUGUAAAGACGUCUUCUUGGACGCAAAGACCCUCUCGAAGCACCAGUCGGAUGCGCAUCCUGCCGACAACUCGUUUGUCUGCGAUAUUUGCUUAAAGGACUGUAAGCAGCAGUCGGCAUUCCUGGUACACAAGUUUAAGCACAGAGAGCCCAGAUUGCCACCCGUUACGUCUCUUGCGAGUACCGGGGAUACUUUACAUUUGUCCGAGAAGAAAGACGAUUUUCCUAAGCAGGCAGAGAGUCCUCCGAAGCCGAAGAUGCUCCCAUGCGUAGAGACGAGUCCUCGCAAGGAAAAAGAAGACUCCGGGAAGAAGCUUAGUCCAACGAAAAAGAACGAUCCCUCCACUUCGCCGCAGGUGAACGAAGCAGCGAGCAAGAAUUCGAAGGAGAGCGUUAAGAACGAGGCAGAGGGAUCGAAGAAACCGAAAGCUUCCUCUGCUUCUUCCGAAAAUGAUAGCGGGAUCAGUCAGGAUAAUUUAGCGGACCUUGACUGCGGAGUCAGAAUAAAUAAGGAAGAGCCUAACGAGUCCGCGCAGCAAGUCGUUAGUCAAGAACUGAAUUUAAUCAAGGAGGAGACGGCUUCGAUUAAGGAGGAGAAAGUCGAUAAGAAGGAAAAGAAAACGAUGGAAUGUGCAGUGGUGAGGAAACCCAAUUCGAGGCCUAGAGCGGAACCCGAAAAGAAACCUCAACCGGACGUCUUGAAGAGGAAGAUCGAAGAAAUCAUGAAGUCGGAGCCCGAUAAGAAGAGCAAACUCGAAGACGACUUGGAGAGAUUGAUCGCCGAAUUGACCGGAGAGAUCGAUGACACGGAAAAUUCGAACGACGGCAGUAUUUCGGAGAAGAAGUCGGACGUCGAUAACGAGGUCGACGCCAAAACCUUCUCGAAGGAGACCUCCAAGGACAAGGAUGUGCCGUGCAACAUGUGCGACAAAAGCUGCCUCUCGGAGAAGGACCUGAACGAGCACAAGUUCUUCAUACACGACGAGAACAUGGAAGAGUCCGAGCUCAGCGAUCUAUUGACUUCGAAUUCGGAUAGCAAGACAAACGAAAUGCCGAGGGAGAAACGGAUGAAGACGGAGAAGGUUGAGUCGAAAGAGAAGACGAAGAGCGCGACGGUCGAGUCGAAGGAGAAGAUGAAAAGCGCGACGGUAGAGCCGAAGGAGAAGACGAAGAGCGCGACGGUCGAGUCGAAGGAGAAGAUGAAAAACGCGACGGUAGAGCCGAAGGAGAAGACGAAGAGUGCGACGGUCGAGUCGAAGGAGAAGAUGAAAAGCGCGACGGUAGAGCCGAAGGAGAAGACGAAGAGCGCGACGGUCGAGUCGAAGGAGAAGACGAAGAGCGCGACGGUCGAGUCGAAGGAGAAGACGAAGAGCGCGACGGUCGAGUCGAAGGAGAAGACGAAGAGCGCGACGGUCGAGUCGAAGAAGAUGAAGAACGCGAUGGCCGAGCCGAAAAAGAAGACGAAGAGCGCGACGGUCGAGGCGAAACGAGAAGCGAGGGCGGACGUCGCGUCGCCGGUCUCGUCGGAAAAAGGGACGGCGAGGGAGAUGGAGUUCAUUAUAACCCACGAGAAGGGCCCGAGCAAAGUAUUAUCCGUGGAGGAGCAGGAAGCCAUGUUGGAAGAAUUCGCCGAGAUGUCCAGCAAGAAGGUGUGGCACUGCAGGAGGUGCUCGCAGACCUUCAAGAAUUUGCUAUGCUUCGCGCGUCACAUGUUCUACGUCCACAAGGACGACUCUCUGAUCCACGAGUGCGAAAACUGCAAGAAGUUGCUGACCACCACGGCCAUGGUGAACGUCCACAUAUGCUGCAAGGUGGACGAUUACAUGUGCGGACCGUGCAACCAGAUCUUCUCGACCGGGUCGGAGCUGAGGAUUCACAACACCGAGAAGCACUACGAGGUCCCUGGCCCACACGUCUGCGACAUCUGUCGCAGGAAUUUCAUGACGAUCUGGAUGUUGCACAAGCACAAGUGCAUCAAACACUGGUCUCAGCUGUGCGCGACGAUCCCGGCGAUGGCUAAGUUGGAGCCGAUGGGAGACCUCAGCACCGACAUCAAAAUGAACGCCCUGUUCUCCAGGAUCCCCUCACCGUUCGGAAAGUACAGCACGAAGAUGAAGUCGCUACUGUCCUACAUUGCGCUGAAAGAGACGGAGAAGCCCAAACUCCUCGACGAGAGUCGACGCCAAUAUUCGUCCCCCUACACGUCCAGGAUUAUUCCGGUGGAUCCGGGAAAGUUACCUCGGGUGACGAGCAACAUCAAGAUCUCGUCGGACGCGGAGAAGAAACAAUGCCCCGGGAAUCCGUACCCUGAAGAGUGCAACCUAAAUUGUCCACUGUGCAAUCAGAUCUGCCUGACGAGGGCUGGACUGAAGAUCCACCUCUCCAGACGACAUCACACCUCGGCCGAACUCUGCAUGUUCUGCAACACGCUCAUCAUCUCCGCGGCGAUGAACAGACACAUUUUGGACCACAUAAGGGACGACAAUAAGCCCGAUAAGGAUGACGACUCCAUCGACGAAGAGCUCAGCGUGGAAGAGUGUACCGAGCAGAUUUUGAAGAGGCUGGGAAGACCGUAUCUGCGAGCGCUCUGUCAGUACCAGCUCCUUAACACCUCUAACCGCAAGGAGGUUAUUUCCUGCCCCGGGUGCACCAAGAAAUUUGGGAACUGCCAUUACUUCAGGGUCCACUUUUUGUGGACCCACGACGACCUCUGCGUACUAUGCCGCAAGCAGUUCGAGAUCGUCAACAAGGCCGUUGAACACAAGGCGGUGGCGCAUGGCUCCUUGGGGAAUUAUCUUUGGGCUGCGGAGAAGAUCAUCAGGAUCCUCAUCAGGUCUGGCAAGUGCGGGGAGAACUUGAAAGAAUUCGUUGCUAUGCUAGAUCAAGUGGAACCGGAGAACCAGCCGGGGACGGAGGCUGAACAGCCCCAGCAGGAAGAGGCGGUUGCUGAAGAAAUAGCUAUCGCUUGUCCCGCGUCUCGAAAUUCGACCGAGAAGGAUCGGAAAGGUUGCAAAACCGAUUGUCAACCGGCGGACGCAUUCAAGGCCGACGACAACACUCUGCAGAGAGACCAGGUCGCAGAGAUAUUCGGAUCGUCCGAUGACGAUGCCGAUGACUCCGCUUUCUUGUACAUGCCCGAAGAGUUCACCAGCAAGAAUUCCCCGAGAAAAGGCGAAGAGCAGCUUCAGGAAGCUGGGGAAUCCUCAAUUCAGGAGGGCGCGGACGUUUUGGAGAACCCUGAAGAGGACAACGCGAUGGAGGAUGACUCUCAGUUAGUGCUGAUCGUCACCGAUGAGGAUCUUGCUCGGUUUAAGGGCGACGACAGGGGCCUGGCCGAGCAUAUACAUUUGUCGUGCCCCGUUCUCAGUGUCGAGGACAUCAUGGGGAUGUUGGUCGAGUAUAGGAAGGACCCUGAUACCGCUCUAAGGACUGAGACUUAAUGAGACUUCUCGCUGAGAAAACUCGGAGAGAAUACUUGAACCGUUGGGAACUGUUAAGGACUCGAAGGGGGAAUCUCGAGGGUACAUUCGGGAACCUCCGGUUCUCGAAAGAUCCGGUUACGGAUUUUUAUGUUUUAUAUUGUAUCGCGGGGGCGCGUUAAAACUUUAUUUUUCCUCCUUGUACAUGAUGACUCUAGAUGAUAAUGCGUGUUGGAAAUCACUUUCAUACCACCUAAGCACCUGUUACGGUAGAAUCGUAGGCUUUAAAAAAGUAUCUAUGUAUACACAUGUAUCGUCGCGUCGAUUUCUAAUGUUCGUUGCUAAACCAGGGCCAGUUAAGAAAAUGAAUGCUUAUGAUAAACCGUGCUUUUCUUUAAAAGUAAGACGCCACACUAGGACAGAAAGGUGUAUAAUAACUACAUGAAUAAACCAGUAAAUUGUGCGGUAA